Oncorhynchus mykiss (rainbow trout) is the source of this 1405-nucleotide messenger RNA. It is a transcript of the gene bnip3, whose product is annotated as BCL2 interacting protein 3. The record is from RefSeq and is a predicted model, not a curated record. Gene Ontology annotation, cellular component: mitochondrial envelope; endoplasmic reticulum; nuclear envelope. Gene Ontology annotation, biological process: mitochondrial outer membrane permeabilization; positive regulation of apoptotic process. Lineage: Eukaryota; Metazoa; Chordata; Actinopteri; Salmoniformes; Salmonidae.
GAUAAGUUACUAGCCAAUCACAUUUCACUUGGCCCAUGUCAACAAAAGAUUUCGUUAUAAUUGUUUUCCUGCUGCCUGGUAGUGUUGCACAACAACUUCUAGUGCUUACUCGUGUGAUCGAUUAAAAUAAGACCAAACGUUUUAUAGUUCGUCGACAGAGCUCUAUGCGUUGAUUCGAACGCGUUUUAAAUAAACAUGUCGCUUCAGAAGGAAAUUCCGUAUGAGGAGAGCUUGCAGGGUUCCUGGGUGGAGUUGCACUAUAACACUGGCAGUGGGAGUCAGGUGUGCCAGGAGCAGAUCUCAACAACUGCUCUUGAUGUAGACCUGGAGAAGUUACUACUAGACGCCCAACACGAGUCAAGCAGGAGUACCUCGAGAGGAAGCUCACAAUGUGACAGGACAGGGAUUUGGGCCUGUUCCCGGGAGAGCAGUGUAUCCUUCUCGUCGGACUCGUUAAAGGAAAGUUUGUGUCCACUAAGGUCACAGACUCCUCUUCUUCUGUUUAGAGGCUCAGAGGGAAACAGUUCACAGUCUGAGGAAGAUAACCAAGAAAUAAUCCAGGAAGUAGAGAAUCUACUGAAGAAGAAUGCUGACUGGAUCUGGGACUGGUCCAGUCGUCCUGAGAACAACCCACCAAAGUGCAUAGUACCUCGUAAUUAUAUACAGGAGUUUCUGCUGAAACACCCCAGGCGCUCAGCCUCGCUCAGCAUCAGGAAGACCAACGUCAUGAAGAAAGGAGGCGUUCUCUCCCCUGACUUCCUCAAGCUUUUCCUUCCUUCAUUAUUCAUUUCUCAUAUACUCGCAGUUGGCCUGGGGAUAUACAUUGGGAGGCGCCUCAGCACAUACAGCACCUACUGAAGCUGAUGCUGCAUUAUGAGACCACUGACUCAUACAGCUGGCAUGCCUUCAAAUGGGGGCAACUUCAGAAUCCAAGGAGAAGUGGUUGAUGUAGCAUUCUCCAUUUUAGCUGAUUGCCUCAUCUUAUCUUCUGAAUGCUGUGACUGCUUCUUUCUCCCAGAAAUGCCUUGAAUCAGGAACUGAUUUGUGCUGCCAUGUUCCUCUCGCUUUUUUAGAAUGUUGUUUUAUAUUGAACUGCUGCCAAUUGGCAUUGUUUCUCAUUUUCUUACGCAUAUUGUGUUUGUGUUUUGCCUGUUUGUUACUCUUAAGGGAAUGAUUAAUGUGAAUGAAUAUUAAUUGUGAAAUAAUUUCCUGCACUCAUUUUCUUUGAAAAAAGCUGGGGUUAAUACAUUUCAUGCAACAUGUGAAAGGCAGGGUGUGAAUUGCAACAAAAGUCCAACUUUUGGGGGGUCUCUAAUUUAACCUAUUUUCCUAUUUGUUUAAAAUUCUAUUGUGUACUGUUACAGUGGUAAAGAUGAAAAUAAAAGCUUAUUCCAAAUUAAAUGAA